Drosophila busckii is the source of this 1621-nucleotide messenger RNA. It is a transcript of the gene Smu1, whose product is annotated as WD40 repeat-containing protein SMU1. Gene Ontology annotation, biological process: mRNA splicing, via spliceosome. The transcript is spliced from 5 exons. Gene Ontology annotation, molecular function: protein binding. Bases 1 to 1530 code for a protein of 509 amino acids. The record is from RefSeq and is a predicted model, not a curated record. Lineage: Eukaryota; Metazoa; Arthropoda; Insecta; Diptera; Drosophilidae. Gene Ontology annotation, cellular component: precatalytic spliceosome.
AUGUCCAUUGAAAUUGAAUCUGCUGAUGUAAUAAGGCUUAUUCAGCAAUACUUAAAGGAGUCCAAUUUAUUAAAAACGCUACAGACACUACAGGAGGAAACCGGCGUUUCACUCAAUACUGUGGACAGUGUGGAUGGCUUUGUGCAGGACAUUUCGAAUGGACAUUGGGAUACUGUGCUGAAAGUAACGCAGUCCCUAAAGCUACCGGAUAAAAAACUACUCAAUCUCUAUGAGCAAAUCGUGCUAGAGUUAAUUGAGCUGCGUGAACUGGGUGCUGCGCGCUCCUUGCUGCGCCAAACAGAUCCCAUGAGUAUGCUUAAGCAGCACGAACCCGAACGCUAUAUACAUUUAGAAAAUAUGUUGCAACGCGCUUACUUUGAUCCUCGCGAGGCCUACGCGGAGGGAAGCAGCAAAGAAAAGCGUCGCACAGCUAUUGCACAGGAGCUGAGUGGUGAAGUGCAUGUUGUGCCCUCCUCGAGGCUGCUGGCACUGUUAGGACAGGCGCUAAAAUGGCAACAGCAUCAAGGUCUUCUUCCACCCGGCACUACCAUUGAUUUGUUCCGUGGCAAAGCUGCCAUGAGGGACCAGGAGGAAGAAAUGUACCCCACGCAGCUGUUCCGUCAAAUUAAGUUUGGCGAAAAGUCACAUGUAGAGUGUGCGCAGUUCUCGCCCGAUGGGCAGUAUCUUAUAACUGGCAGCGUGGAUGGUUUUCUAGAAGUUUGGAACUUUACAACUGGUAAAGUUCGUAAGGAUUUGAAAUAUCAGGCCCAAGACCAAUUUAUGAUGAUGGAGCAAGCAGUGCUGGCCUUAUCUUUCUCACGUGAUUCGGAAAUGGUGGCAUCAGGUGCACAGGAUGGACAGAUAAAAGUGUGGCGCAUCGUCACUGGGCAGUGUUUACGUAAAUUUGAGAAAGCACACACCAAGGGCAUUACAUGUUUGCAGUUCUCCCGCGACAACAGUCAAGUACUCAGCGCUUCCUUUGAUUACACUGUGCGUUUACAUGGCCUCAAGUCAGGCAAAAUGCUUAAGGAGUUUAAGGGACACUCGUCGUUUGUAAACGAGACUACCUUCACGCCAGAUGGCCACAGUGUGCUUAGUGCAUCCUCCGAUGGAACAGUCAAGGUCUGGUCACUUAAGACCACCGAGUGUACAGCUACAUACAAGCCUUUGGGCAACGAGCUCGCCGUCAACACUGUCCUUAUACUGCCCAAAAAUCCGGAGCAUUUUAUCGUUUGCAAUAGAUCCAAUACCGUAGUCAUAAUGAAUAUGCAGGGUCAGAUUGUGCGCUCAUUCUCAUCGGGUAAGCGCGAGGGCGGUGCCUUCAUCUCAGCCACACUCUCACCGCGCGGCGAAUUCAUCUAUUGUGCUGGUGAAGAUCAAGUGCUCUAUUGUUUCUCGGUUUCCUCAGGCAAGCUGGAGCGUACUUUGAAUGUGCAUGAAAAGGACGUUAUUGGCCUAACGCAUCAUCCUCAUCAGAAUUUACUGGCCAGCUAUAGCGAAGAUGGUCUGCUCAAGUUGUGGAAACCUUAAGUUGUAUAAGCUUGCUCUUAGUUUUAGUUUUUAGUUUACUUUUCAAAAUAAAGCUUAUACUUGACCCAACAUUACUUAAGAUUUUCUCAUG